CAUAAAUGUUCAUAAAUAGUUGCUGGAAAAGAGCACAGACAAAUGGCGCCUUUUGUUGAUAUCCACUGAAAAAUUAUUUUAAAAUCUGGAAACACAAACAGUUUAACUCGGUCUCUGGUUAAACAUCCAUUUUCAAAUAUAUCAGAUCGAUCAUCAAAAUUACUGAAGAGUAAAACCAAUGAAGUGGGGCCACCAUUUUUGUAAGAACACAUUUAAGUCCUUCAAUACAAAGAUGUCUUCUAAAUAUAUUUUCCUAAGCAUUUUGAUAUUCUACUCUGUUGGAAAGAUAACUGCUAGCGUCAAGUUCACUAAUAUAAAGUGCACAUCUCUGGAUACGAACUUUGACGACUUUGAGUAUUGCCGACUGAAGUCCGAGAACCGCGCUUUCAAAUAUAUAUCGCUUAAACUGAAUCUGUAUAAAAUUCCCAUACCAAUGUCAAGGUUCGAUUAUUCUGCGAAGAUGGAGUUCACUAAUAUAAAGUGCACAUCUUUGGAUAAGAAUUUUGACGAAUUUGAGUAUUGUCGACUUAAGUCCGUGAACCGGACUUUCAAAUAUAUAUCCCUUAAAGUGAAUCUGUACAAACUUCCCGUUACCAAAGUCAAGGUUAACUUUGCAUUGCUUAAGAGGUUCAGUGGAUACAAGCCGUUUCUGUAUAAUAUCACGGCGGAUGCCUGCAAAAUUCUAAAAUAUCCAAAGUCAAACCCAGUUUUUGGUUUUUUCCACAGUUUUUUUCGGGAUUAUUCCAAUAUGAAUCAUACGUGCCCCUUUGAUCACGACCUUAUUGUGGAUAAGGUUUCCGCCGAGUUUAUAAAUACGCAAUUUACAAAAGUUUUGCCUUUUCCCCUCGGCGAUUACCAAUUUUAUUCCAACUGGAUAGCAGAUGAUAUAAGUCGGGCAGAAGUUCGGGUCUACGGCACUCUUUCCUAA
Messenger RNA from Drosophila suzukii, 928 nucleotides. The record is from RefSeq and is a predicted model, not a curated record. NCBI's taxonomy places the organism in Eukaryota, Metazoa, Arthropoda, Insecta, Diptera, Drosophilidae.